Molecule: messenger RNA, 1101 nt
Organism: Beta vulgaris subsp. vulgaris (sugar beet)
Lineage: Eukaryota; Viridiplantae; Streptophyta; Magnoliopsida; Caryophyllales; Amaranthaceae
Product: zinc finger protein 5
Exons: 1
Coding region: 393-1073 (226 amino acids)
Biological process (GO): cytokinin-activated signaling pathway; trichome morphogenesis; gibberellic acid mediated signaling pathway
Cellular component (GO): nucleus
Molecular function (GO): DNA-binding transcription factor activity; transcription cis-regulatory region binding
Source: RefSeq, a predicted model, not a curated record
AACUGAAUCCUUUUUGAUAGUGAAAGUUAGAGGUGUAUCUUGUAUAAUAUACAAAAGCUUCAUACAUUUUUUCUUCAAAAAAAAAAACCCACCAUUUUGCAUGCAUGAGCUUCCUUUAUCUGACUUUUUUUUCCUUCCCACCUUCCCUUUUUUUUAUUUAAUUUUUUAUAUUGACCCUUGCUAUUCAAGAUAAUUAAACUAAAACCAAGGUGUAUGUUGCUUGAGAUGCAACGCAUCGUCAAACAUAUUAUAUACUUCUAUAUAAGGGAGAACAAACCAAACAUACAAGUAGAGAAAACAAAAACCUACUAAAUAUUAUAACCUAAAUAUCUUUUAUUUGUUCUUCUGCUCUAAUAGUUGAUCUUAUUGUUGUGAGUUCAAAAGAAAAAAAAAUGGAGAGCAAGCUCAGAUUGUUUGGGUUCGAGCUUGAUACCUACAAAAAUAAUGAAGGUGAAGAAAGUACAAACUCAUCAAAUACAGUAUCAUCUGGUAAUAAAGAAAAAUCUGAUGAUAAUAACAGAAGGUGUUCAUCUGUUAAUAACAUUAUUGAGAUUGAGCAGAAAAAGUUUGAGUGUCAAUAUUGUUACAAAGAAUUUGCAAAUUCGCAAGCUUUAGGUGGACAUCAGAAUGCCCAUAAAAAGGAAAGGAUGAAGAAGAAGAGGCUUCAAUUACAAGCUCGAAAAGCGAGUAUGAAUUUCUACCUUCAACCAUACCAUCAGAAUUUGAUGAAAAACAAUAGUUCUUCUUCUUCUUCAUCAGGUUCCUUGUGGUACUUUGAUCCUUCAUACUAUGCACCAGCAUCAGAUAAUCAUUUUUCACUUUAUGAAGAAUCUCAGAUUAGUUUCGGAACGUUUGAUCAAGAUCAUCAUCGACAUCAGACGGCUGCAUUACAGCAGUUUACGGUCACCAAUGGCAGCAGGUGCACUACAGAAAGUAGGCCUGCUGUUAUAGUGAAGCCUAACCCUUUGGCUGUUACAAAAAAAAGCUGUAAAUCUAAUUUAGAUCUUCAAUUAGGGCUUAGCCUAGAUUCUAAUGUUAUCAAAAGCUCUUCCAUAGCUCGGAAAUUUAUAUAAAAAUUUAGCAUUGUUCAUUAGGUUUAAA